This is a messenger RNA of Aspergillus japonicus CBS 114.51, 2491 nucleotides long. RefSeq names its product MFS transporter. Gene Ontology annotation, biological process: transmembrane transport. Gene Ontology annotation, molecular function: transmembrane transporter activity. The record is from RefSeq and is a predicted model, not a curated record. The transcript has 2 exons. NCBI's taxonomy places the organism in Eukaryota, Fungi, Ascomycota, Eurotiomycetes, Eurotiales, Aspergillaceae. Bases 286 to 2115 code for a protein of 609 amino acids.
UUAUCAACAUCACUUCCCUUCUUUCUCCCUUGCUCGCCUCCAGCUUUGAGACACGGAUAUUGCGUGGUUGAAAGAUCACUUUCUAUUUGCAUUUCACCUCUUCAAUCGCUUUUAGUUGUCAUAUCCUGGGGGCUCCGACGCCCCCCCCGCACUGCGAACGACGUGUGGCCCUUGAGCUCCAUCAACUCUGCUGAAAACGCAAGGGAGGCUCAUUGAGGCUGAAGACACGACCAUCGCCUCAUUUGCUAUCAUUUAGAUUAUCUUUUAGAGCUACCCUUCGUGAAGAUGAGGACAGACGAGCAGGGCCCGUUCAACCGGCGACACUCUUCCACUCUACACUACCAAACCUUCGACACCCCACCGCCAAAAUCUCGCGGAAGACCGAACUCUGGACAGUCUGGAUCGUCUGGCGGAGACUCGCAUCACCAGCAGAAUGAUAAUGGCUCCGAGCGCGGGUCUGGGUCACCACUCCCGAAGCGCCAGAUGGCCAUCCUAGCCUUCAUCUCCCUCUGCGAACAAACGGCCUUCAACUCGAUUAGUCCCUACUUACCCGAGAUGGUGUCGUCAUUCCCUGAAGCUGAAGCUCGACCGAAUACCGUGGGCAUGUAUGUUGGAGCGCUGGCUACCGCGUUUGCAAUCGCGCAGCUUGUGACCAACUAUUUUUGGGGCUGGUUAUCGGAUCGUGUGGGCCGGAAACCGAUCAUCCUCCUGGGCACCAUUCUUACGGCAAUAUGCUUCUGUGCGUUUGGAUUCUGCAAGACACUAUAUCAGGCUAUCGCGGUGCAGGCGUUAAUGGGUGCGGUAAACGGCAAUCAGGGUCUCGUAUCGACCUGCCUCGGUGAGAUCACCGACCGCAGCAACCAAUCCAAAGCGUUCGCCUAUCUCCCCGUCUUGUACGGCAUCGGAGGCGUCACCGGCCCCAUCCUUGGCGGGCUGCUGAUCUUCCCCAAGAACCCGUUCGACAAGAGUCAGCCCAACCCAUACCCAUACGCCGCCCCUAACCUCAUUGCGGCGGCAAUCCUCGUUGUCGACUUUGUCGCUUCGAUUUUCUUCCUCGACGAGAGUCUUGACGAUGCGGAUGCCCUUCCCCACUUUGGUCGGCGUGUUCGGGCCCUGUUUGCCUGGCUCUGGCAAUGGACCAGCUCCGCCAAACGCGCGGGAUGGAUGAAACCACCGCACCAUGCUUCAUACCGCCAUCUCCGGACACAGUCCACUGACAGUCAGGAUCACGACAGUGAAUUGGACUCGGCCUCGGAGGUCUCCGACUCUCCCCGUCCACACCCAGAAUCGUUGAUGCAGAGUCAGAUCUGGAACCGGGACACGAUCUUGCUCCUUUUGACGUACCUCGUCUUUGCCCUGUGCAACGUCUCCUUCAACUCACUCUUCCCCAUCUUUUCGCAAGCCAGGCCCCCAUUGGGCCGUGCUCUCACCCCCUCGGAGAUCGGUCUUGCCCAGGGAUUUACAGGACUCGUUACUAUCAUCUUCCAGAUCUGCAUCUUUGGGAAGUUGCGCGACAAGAUGGGCAACCGAUGGUCUUACCGUGCCGGGCUGCUGGGGUUCGUGGUGUCAUUCCUCCUUAUGCCCUUCAUCGGGUAUAAGGGCAACGACACAGAUAAGGGCGGUGUCACUGGCAAGACCGCUCUGAUGGCCAUUGAAUUAUGUUCUGUCUUGCUGAUCAAGACUGUCGCCUCGGUAGGCGGUUUGACCAGCGCACUCUUACUGAUCACAAACUCCGCCCCGGACCACACGGUCCUCGGCUCUUUGAAUGGCCUCGCGCAAACCCUCUCCGCCGCCGGCCGCGCCGUGGGACCCCUCAUCUCCGGCAGUCUGUUCAGUUUGGCCUCCCGCCUCCCCACCAAAGGCGAAGCCAUGCCCUUCGGCGUUUUCUCCGCCGUCUCCUUUGUCGGAUUCAUCCUCAGCUUCGGUAUCCGCGCCCGUUCUCUCGAAGCGGAGGACUGGGAAAGCGAUGACGACGAUGAUGACGACGAUGAAGAGGAAGACGACGCCGGCGACGACGACACCACCACCACCACCACCAACAACAACAACAACAACAACGAACGAAGAUCCUACAAACCCGGCAACGAUGAUGAAGAAGCUCGUCCCGGUCGUUAGAAUUGUCGAAGAUAUCUAGAUAGAUUCCCUUUAAUUGUUAUUUUGACUACCGAAUGUAAAACGCAAGACGGGAGAACCUUCUCUUCGAUUGCACGGCACAAGAAGCAAAAAGACAACAACAACAGACAGAAAAGAAAAAAAGCAAGACAUCUACAUACCUAUUCCUCCAAGCGGGAUUAACGACUGAGACAUGACGACAUUCCUUUUCUUCCGUUUGGUUGAUUGAUCUUGUAUCGUUCGGUUCUUUUGCCAUUGUUUCGAUAGAGGAAAGCCAGCGCCUGCCUAUCCGAAGCUGCUACUGAGUUUACUUUACUAUUCUGCGAGUUUGUUAGGUUUUUUCAACAAAAGAGCGUGUGGGUUUUGUGCAUAGCUGGAG